Messenger RNA from Racocetra persica, 958 nucleotides. NCBI's taxonomy places the organism in Eukaryota, Fungi, Glomeromycota, Glomeromycetes, Diversisporales, Gigasporaceae. The record is from the annotation of a GenBank genome assembly.
AGAAAAAAAGUCAAACCAUUUUGGGAAGGAAUUACGAAUGAGAUUCAGGUUAUGAAAGAGGAACCUAGGACUGACAAAAUAUAUCAAAGAAUUCUCGAAAUAGUUGAUAAGUAUAAUUAUAGUAACGAGUAUUCUAUUGAAAGUUAUGCAAAUGUUGAAGGCAUAAAUACAAAUGUUAGAAACGCAUUAAAUAAUAUAAAAAACUUAAAGGAUUGUGAAAUGAACGAAACGGCCAAAUGCAUUUGUGAAACUAUAUAUUAUAUGGAUUUAAAAAAAGAUGAUCCUCUCUUAUCCGGGAUAAUUGACCUUCGCUCUAUCCCGGUACAGUUGAAAUCUCACCUUAUUGAAAGAAAAUUAUGGGAUAGCGUAAACAAAGAAAUAUAUCUUGAGGAGGUUCCUGAAGAUUAUACUAAUUAUAUACGGUGUAUUGUGACAAACGAUGAUGAUCGAAUAUCAGAUAAAUUUUAUGAUCCAAUCUUUAAGGAAGAAUUAAAAAUGUAUCGUGCUAUACGAGCACUGUUAUAUAGCUUUUCGUCCUACCGAUUUAGAAGGUCACAGGUUAUAUGUAAUGAUGAUAUUAUCUUGGAGAGUACAUGGAACCAUCAGAUUAUUAAUCCAAUUAUUGAAUUUUUGCUUAAUGAUAUUGAAAGAUUAACCUACCAAUGGGAUAAUGGAGUAAUAUUGUCUACCGUACAUGAAAGAGGUCUACAAAAAAAAGGCGAUUUCUAUAGUUAUUUCCCCAGUCACCAAAUUAUUGAUAACAAAAGAAGUGUAGAAAAUGUUAUUUUACCAAUCGAAGCGGGACCAAACUUAUUGUGUGAAACGCAAAACUUAUUUAAAGUAUUAUAUAAUUUUCAGCAGAGAUUAAAAGAGAUGGUCACACUUUUGGACAAAAUGGAUAAAACUGCACAAUAUGAUGGACCCAAAACUCCUAAUUCUAACUUCAAAGUUCACAUAG